CAUGGCGGCGGGCGCUCGAUUAGUGCAACUACCAAUGCUUCACGCUUGACGCUUGUUUCGGUGUCCGAUGGCGUCUCAUUGUGCAGAUUUAGUUAUAACUUGAAAAAUGUAAAAUAAUGGCCUACAAUUUGUUACAAUAAACAUUUUAAGUUAAUAAAAACAUGUGAUAAAAAUAUUUUCUGUGAAAAUAAGUGUUAAUAAGUUGAGAAAUGGCAUCGAAAACUACGGAAUGGCGACCGGGGCCUACUGUGUGCCGCUGUUGUCUUACUGAAGGAUGCUAUAAAGACAUUUCGACUGAAUAUUUUUGGAUGGGCAAGAGAGAAGUGUAUGCUGACAUGUUGUCUGAAACAUUUGAUUUAAGUAUAGCAUAUUCACAAUCUGGUGGUCCGAACAGCCACAGUCGUCUCAUAUGCGAGCCGUGUAUAUCGAGGCUACGAGAUGCGGCGGAUUUCAAGAGGCAGGUCCAAGAGUGCGAAAGAACCUUCAUGCAGUAUUUAGACCCCGGUAGUUCACUGGCCGAUUUGGAAGUGGGCGGUGACCUCGACAAGGAGGUGAAAGUGGAGCGAGUGAAGGUGGAGAAGGAGCAAAGCGAUGAUGAGGAAUUCGACGACCGGCCCGAUUUUGGUGAUGACGACGAUUACGAUGACCUCGACGACGAGCCGUUAACGAAAUUGGCGAGCAAAAUACCGAAAAAGGAGUCCGUCGACGUACUAGACCUGAUCGAUAACGCAAAGGUGUCGGUUAAGAGGAAGUCGUCCUCUAAGACGAAAGCGACGCCCGCGAAGAAGGCCAAGACGAAAAAGGAUACCGCCACGUCGAGCAAGGAGAAGCCGGAGCCGAGGAAGAAGAAAGGGUCCACAAGGGAUAUUGACGGACUCAAAGAAAAAGAAAGUAAACCAAAAAAAGGGUUAUUCGAAAGAUCCGUUAAGCAGAACCCACAACGGCGAAAUGCUGUGUUGAUUCUUAAACAUUCUACUGCUAUUCCCUUUAAGACUCGAUUUAAUAGAAUCUUAUGUUCUUAUUGUCAUGACGAAUUUGAACCUAUGGAAGCUUUAAGAGACCAUGUCAAAUCUAAACAUAUAAAUGCUGAUUUUAAUAGCGCAUUCUAUAAAGUCGUAGACGAUCUAAAAGUCGAUAUAAGUCAUUUUAAAUGUAAUAUGUGCGCGGAAGAUGUUCAGAGUGUAGAAAAGUUUAUGAGUCAUUUGUCUCGCGAUCACGGUAAAACUGUUAAUUUCGAUGUACCGUUCGGCGUGUUGCCGUAUAAGCAGAACGAAUCGGGCGUAUGGAUGUGUCUCGACUGUGAGAAAACGUUCCCUGAAUUUUCACAAAUUAACGGCCAUUUAAGGAGUCAUGCGAAAAUUUUCACGUGCGAUAAAUGUGGGGCUACGUUUCUAUCGGAGCAUGGACUUAAACAGCACGAACGUAAUUUCAAAUGCUACAAGGCGACGUACAAGCCGCGUUUCGGGAAAGCGCUAAAACAUCGUUUUAAUACUGAAAUUAUCCUUCAAUGCUCAACCGCUUGUCCAUUCAGGACUUGGGGUCAAAAUUUCAAUUGUGUGUUCUGUCGAGUUCAGUCUAACGACCCGAACGGUUUGCGAGCUCAUAUGGCAUCGAGACAUGCAAACUUUGAUAUACAACUCGUUUUCAGUAGGAAAUUACGUAAAGAAUUUCUCAAAGUUGACAUAACCGAUUUACAAUGUAAGCUUUGUUUCAUGCAAAUAGACACACUCGACGAACUUUUGACACACCUCAAAAAUGAUCAUAAACAGCCAAUUAACGUUGACGUCCAACCCGGCGUCCUGCCGUUCAAAUUGAACGACGGCUCGAAUUGGAAAUGUGCCAUAUGUAAAAUACAAUUCUCGGAUUUCAUAUCUCUGAAGAAACACACAGCGGAACAUUAUCAGAAUUACGUUUGUGAUACAUGCGGCGAAGGCUUCAUCACGGAAGUCGCUCUUAGAGCACAUACGAAAAUACCCCACGAUAACAAAUACAAUUGUAGCAGAUGUAUCGCAACGUUUUCAACUUUAGAAGAGAGGAAUGUUCACAUAAAGACACAGCACACGACGCUUCCGUAUAUGUGUGUGUAUUGCAAAGAGAAACCGAGGUUCGCGACAUGGGAGCUAAGAAAACGUCACCUAAUGGAGACACAUAACUACAAGCCGGGAGCGGAAAUGUACGAAUGCACAACAUGCCAUAUGAUGUUCAAGACUCGCUCUCAGAAAUAUCACCACAACGUGAAAGUUCAUCGAACGAAAAAGGAGCUAGAUUUUGGAUUCUCCUGUGUUCACUGUGCAAGGGGUUUCGCUACUAAACUGUCUCUCGAUAAACAUACAGCCAAGAAACAUUUUCACGUCUGAUAUUAUGCAUUUCAUUAUAUUCAUCGAUAUAAAUAUUUCGCAAUCAUCAUGUGUAUAUUAUGAUUUUAAGUGUACUAAUUUACUAUAUAACUUGAGUGAUCUCAUACUGCUAUACGGUACUUAAACAUUUGUUCGGUUAUGUUAUAUUCUAUAUGGAAAUUGUAGGAUCGAUUCCGAUAAAACUUUCGAUGAUAGUUUAGUUUUACUAUUAAAAGAUAGUAGUGAAAUUAUA
Nymphalis io (European peacock) is the source of this 2589-nucleotide messenger RNA. RefSeq names its product zinc finger protein draculin-like. Gene Ontology annotation, biological process: regulation of transcription by RNA polymerase II. Lineage: Eukaryota; Metazoa; Arthropoda; Insecta; Lepidoptera; Nymphalidae. Gene Ontology annotation, cellular component: chromosome; nucleus. Gene Ontology annotation, molecular function: zinc ion binding; DNA-binding transcription factor activity, RNA polymerase II-specific; RNA polymerase II cis-regulatory region sequence-specific DNA binding. The transcript has 5 exons. The record is from RefSeq and is a predicted model, not a curated record. The coding region runs from base 210 to 2357 and encodes 715 amino acids.